This is a messenger RNA of Ceratina calcarata, 1779 nucleotides long. RefSeq names its product tRNA-guanine transglycosylase (gene Tgt). Gene Ontology annotation, molecular function: tRNA-guanosine(34) queuine transglycosylase activity. The transcript is spliced from 7 exons. The coding region runs from base 610 to 1761 and encodes 383 amino acids. Lineage: Eukaryota; Metazoa; Arthropoda; Insecta; Hymenoptera; Apidae. Gene Ontology annotation, cellular component: cytosol. The record is from RefSeq and is a predicted model, not a curated record.
AGUAUCAUUCACGUAUCGAUUCAAGAAAACGAAAGCAUUAAUUAUUAUAUGAAAUUAAUUAUUGUAUAUGAAAAAAGAGAAAUAAAAAUAGUCGUUCUCAUUCAUUUAUCGUCUCUUUGUUGUUUACAUUUCCUCAAAUGUUUCCCACCUCCUAUUCAGACAUCUCGUAGAUACGAAUUUUUUAUGAGAUAAAAAAAUCGCGCGGAUCAAACUGCAUUCCAGAUGGUUUUAGCAAUUUCAUUUAUAGAUUACAAUAAAAUAUUGCAAGAUUUAAAUAUUUAUCAAUUGAAACAUACAAAUUUAAUCUUAAAAGUAGUAAGUUAGCUUAAUGAUCCAAAGAUCGAGUUAGGUUAGGAGUACGAGCUUGCAAGAGUUAAAUAGAUAGAUAGCCGUGAGUAAUCUUUCGAUUAAUAUUUAUGUACAGAUCUCGCGUAAAAUCAGUCAAUCGUUUUUUAUAAUUUGCGAAGAAAUACGAUUAUUAUUAGAGAUAUGAAACGUGAUUGAUUUCAUACAGACUCCACUAGUUGACGUAGCGUUUUCCAAGAUUAAUCAACUUAAAAAAAUGACACAACACACGAAACCCCCGUUGCUGUUCGAAAUAUUUAAUGAAUGUCAGAUAUCGAAAGCAAGAACCGGGAGAAUGACUCUUGUUCAUCAUCACGUAGAUACUCCUGUGUUUAUGCCAGUUGGCACGCAAGGUACUUUAAAAGGUUUAUUACCACAACAGUUAGAACAACUGGAUUGUCAGAUUAUACUGGGAAACACGUAUCAUCUUGGUACGAGACCUUUGCUUUCAAGGGUCUGAGCGUUUUGCAAAAGGCUGGGGGAUUGCAUAAAUUCAUGAAUUGGAAACGAGCUCUUUUGACUGACUCCGGUGGCUUCCAAAUGGUAUCGUUGCUAGAGCUGGCUGAAAUUACGGAGGAAGGUGUUAAAUUCAAAUCACCAUAUAAUGGUUCUGAUUGUAUGAUGACUCCUGAACACUCUAUACAAAUACAAAAUAUAAUAGGAGCAGAUAUAGUGAUGCAACUAGACGAUGUAGUUAAAACUACGCUGACGGGUCCAAGAGUAGAAGAAGCGAUGCAUAGAACGAUUAGAUGGUUAGACAGAUGCAUAAAAGCGCAUCAAAGACCGAACGAGCAAAACGUAUUUCCAAUCGUACAAGGAGGUCUCAAUCCUGAACUCAGAUCGGAAUGCGCGAAUCAAUUGAUAAAGCGUGAAGUAAAUGGUUACGCUGUAGGAGGCUUGAGUGGCGGAGAAUCGAAAGAUGAAUUUUGGAGGAUGGUCCACUUAUCGGCGAACAUACUUCCAAAAGGCAAACCGCGUUAUUUAAUGGGUGUUGGAUUCGCUGUGGAUAUAGUCGUUUGCUGCGCUUUAGGAAUAGAUAUGUUCGACUGCGUAUUCCCUACGAGAACAGCGAGAUUCGGUUGCGCGUUAGUGCGCACGGGUCAGUUGAACUUGAAACAGGUUCGGUAUCGUAAAGACACGAGGCCGAUAGACGAAUCGUGUGAUUGCAGUACAUGUAAAGCGUACACACGUGCUUAUCUUCAUCAUAUCGUGACGGCAGAAACGGUGGCCUGUCACUUGCUGUCCUUGCACAACGUCGCGUUCCAAAUGAAACUGAUGAGAGACAUCAGGCGGAGUAUCAAAGAUCAAAGAUUCCCAGAAUUUGUACAGCAGUUCAUGUUGGACGUGUACCCGGAUAAAAAUUAUCCUUCGUGGAUAAUUAACUCCUUGGAAGCUGUUAAUAUCACGUUAAAAUAAAUCAUUCUGAUGAUCAUA